Molecule: messenger RNA, 663 nt
Organism: Hibiscus syriacus
Lineage: Eukaryota; Viridiplantae; Streptophyta; Magnoliopsida; Malvales; Malvaceae
Product: metalloendoproteinase 4-MMP-like
Exons: 1
Coding region: 1-663 (220 amino acids)
Biological process (GO): extracellular matrix organization; collagen catabolic process; proteolysis
Cellular component (GO): extracellular matrix
Molecular function (GO): metalloendopeptidase activity; zinc ion binding
Source: RefSeq, a predicted model, not a curated record
AUGGCAGGUAAAAUUCCCCACGCGCUAUUAGGAGUAUUUCUUUUGCUCCUUGUGCUGCAACCUUUUGUUGUUAAAUCCGGAACCGUGAAACUCGAAUCUCCGCCGGACUGGUGGGGAAGCAGGGGUGGCCCAGACGACGUCGGUCGACCAAAUUCCGAUUUGGAAGCUGCUAACCAAACCCUUUCCAGAAAGAGAUGGUAUCGCUUUCCGGUGACCUACGGUUUCUACUCCGGCAUCGAAAUGCCGUCGGGUGUGGAACCUCAAGACGUGGCUCGCGCCUUCGAUGACGCGUUUGCAAAAUGGAAAGCUGCCGUCCCUAAACUAAACUUCAAACGAGAACAGCCAGGCGACAAUUCUGAUAUCAAAAUCGGGUUCACUGCAAUAAAGUCCCCGAAAUUUGGUGUUGGUUAUUAUCCACCUAAGGGCAUGCUUUUGCUUGAUAAUAGCCACACCCAUUGGAGCACUGCUUCUAAUCCUGCAAGGGGCGAAAUUGACCUGCAAUCUACAGCCUUGCAUGAAAUUGGCCACACUAUCGGCCUUAAGCACUCCAACGAUCCGGCUUCGGUCAUGUAUCCUACACUCUCUUUUGGAACUAUCAAAAGGGAGCUUACCCAACUGGACAUUAAUAACUUACGAGCCUUAUAUUCUCCUUCCACACCAUGA